Messenger RNA from Cavia porcellus (domestic guinea pig), 1714 nucleotides. It is a transcript of the gene Enkd1, whose product is annotated as enkurin domain containing 1. Lineage: Eukaryota; Metazoa; Chordata; Mammalia; Rodentia; Caviidae. The record is from RefSeq and is a predicted model, not a curated record. The coding region runs from base 150 to 1190 and encodes 346 amino acids. The transcript has 8 exons. Gene Ontology annotation, cellular component: cytoplasmic microtubule.
UGGCCCCGCUACCAAACUUCGCUGGAACUACAGGUCCCAGAAGCCUUUUCGCCACGGUCAUUGACCCCUGACCUCAGGAACGGAAGCUGUUUGUUGCCUGGCAACAGAAACUUUUGGAGCUGAAGCAGCUGAGGGGCAGCGACGUAGACAUGUGCGAGGGUCCGUCCCGCAUCUCUGGGCCCAUCCCUCCAGAUCCCACGCUAUGCCCUGACUACUACCGGCGGCCAGCCUCGGCCCUGGGGCGCCUUGAGGGAAAUGCGCUGAAGCUGGACCUACUGACCUGGGAUCGAGACCUCGACGUCACACCUCUGCGUGGCCCACACGUGAGGCCGGGAGCCGGAGACCUCGUGGAGCGUAGGCGGAGCGGCGCGGGGGACGUGCUGCUGCAACUAGAGGGCAUCUCCCUUGGUUCAGGGGCCCCUCCCAAGAGGAAGGACCCAAAAGACCACGAAAAAGAAAACCUGAGACGGAUCAGGGAGAUCCAGAGGCGCUUCAGAGAGCAGGAGCACAGCCGGGAGCAAGGCCAACCCAGGCCACUGAAGGCACUGUGGCGCUCGCCCAAGUAUGACAAGGUGGAGUCCCGAGUCAAGGCCCAGCUGCAGGAGCCUGGCCCUGCCUCUAUGACAAAGUCUGCCCACUUCCUGCGGGCACACUCCCGCUGUGGCCCUGGGCUCCCACCACCCCGUGGCCCCAGUCCCCAGCUUACACCAUCAAGUCCUAAAGCCAAGGGGCCAUGCCUGGGUGUGGACUUCAUUAGUCACAAUGCCCAAGCUGCCAAGAGGGCCCCCCGGCGCCAUUCCCGCUCACUGCAGAUCCUGGCCCAGGUGCUCGAGCGGCAGCGGGAAGCCCAGGAACACUACAACACAACGCAGAAGGGCCAUGUUCCCCAUUAUUUGUUGGAACGCAAAGAUCUAUGGCGGCGGGAGGCUGAGGCCCGGCAGCAGAGCCAGCCAGACCCUACCAUGCCCCCGGGCCACACUCGCAUGCCUGAGAAGCAGCGCCUAGAGACACUGAACAAUCUGCUGCAGACCCAGACCCAGCUGCUGCGUGAGCUGGUACUACUGCCUGCUGGAGCAGAUUCACUGAGAGCCCAGGGCCACCGUGCUGAGCUGGACCGGAAGCUGGUGCAGGUGGAAGAAGCCAUCAAGAUCUUUUCCAGACCCAAAGUGUUUGUAAAGAUGGAUGCCUGAGCCCCUUUGUAAGGGCUGGGCAGGGAGUUCCAUGCUGAGGACUGCCACACAGCUGCAAAGAGCAGGGUCAGGCCCGAUCACAGAGCAAAGGUAUGAAGACAGCAGCAGUGGGGUACACAGUAUCCCCAGAGAAUACUUCCCAGUCACCAGUGCCCAGUCACCACAGAACCAUCCCAAUCUUUUAAUCCUUUGUCAAAAUUAAAGUUUUUGUACAGACUGGCAUUUGUUUCCAUAUGUCGGGCGCAGGCCCUCAACACACCCUGCCCGGGAUGAUAAGACCACGUCAGCUUCCGCAAGGCGUUACCUCCCUCUCUAAACUAGCCACCCCGUGCGCACCUCCUGCUCACUCCGUAUUCGCCCCGUGCUGACUCUGUGGCAACCCCUGAUUGGCCACAGCUGGAUAUAUUAGCCAGAGCCUGCGUCCCAUUCCCGCCCUGCUUCCUCGUGGCAGCCUGUGAUUGGUCACGGCCAAAUAUAUAAACCAGAGCCCGCAUAAAUAAAGCGGCAGUUCCUGUUACCCACAA